Molecule: messenger RNA, 423 nt
Organism: Caenorhabditis briggsae
Lineage: Eukaryota; Metazoa; Nematoda; Chromadorea; Rhabditida; Rhabditidae
Exons: 3
Coding region: 1-423 (140 amino acids)
Biological process (GO): glyoxylate metabolic process
Molecular function (GO): hydroxypyruvate isomerase activity
Source: RefSeq, a predicted model, not a curated record
AUGUCUGGAAAAAAUCGAGUUGCCGCCAAUUUGAAUAUGCUAUUCACCCAUUUACCGCUGAUUCAGAGAUACUCUGCCGCAGCUUCCCACGGAUUCAAGAUCGUAGAAGUGAGUAUUCCAUACUCUGAAUCUGCCAAAAAUCUUCGUGACGCUGCGGACCAAAACAAUCUGAAGCACACUUUGAUAAAUGCACCGCCCGGAAACUGGGAACACGGAUUCCGCGGAUUGGCCGCAUUGAAAUCACAAAAAGAUGAAUUUCGAAACAGUUUGGAUACAGCUAUCGACUAUGCAAAGACGCUCGGAUGUACAAGAAUCCAUGUGAUGGCUGGAAUUCCAAAAACCGCUGAUGACGUGGCGAACGCUUCAGAAGUCUACUCUGAAAAUGUUCUUUUUGCUGCUGAAAAAUUCAAAGAGCAGACUUGA